AUGCUCAAGCCUAUUCAAUUUAAGAUGCUGGAGCCUGAAUAUAUUCCACGCACGACGAAUACUUCGGAUGGCACAGUUCUGGGUCUUGCCAAUGAAUGGAUACAGACGUGUUGCACUUUCCAUGAGAUUUGUCACAAACGGGGGCCUUGCGAACCCAACUUCUUGCCCACGCGCCUCAUAGAUAUUGGAAGCGAUAGUUCCGAUACAUGGAAGUUGGUGAUAACCCGUGGUACAUCCAUGGCACCGGUAGAGUACAUUGCGCUGAGCUACUGCUGGGGAGCAUCAACUCAGCUCCGCCUGACAGCCAGCACACAGGACAGCUUCACCAAUGGAAUGCCCGUCGCGGCUCUGACAAGAACCCAUCGAGAUCUCAUCACGGUGGCCAGGAGUCUCGGCAUUCGCUGGCUAUGGAUCGACGCAUUAUGCAUCCUUCAAGAUUCUAAGAGCGACUGGGCGCGAGAAUCGCUGGAGAUGGCCGAGAUCUACUCAAACUGCAAGCUAGCCGUUGCUGCUGCCGCCUCUUCAGACUCACAGGGCGGCCUGUUCCGCGACCGGCAAACGAAUGGUAUCUCCCCGCUGAUACUGCGCCAGCCUAACAGAGCACACCUGAUGCACAGCAACAACUACUGGGGGGAGCACCUUGAAGACUGCUCCCCGCUCUUCAAGAGAGGUUGGGCGUUGCAGGAGCGCUUACUGCCUAAACGUGUUCUUUACUUCUCGCACAACCAAAUCUUCUUUGAAUGUCGCUUCAAUCGUGCUUGUGAAGGAUUCCCCUGCGGCGGAGUCGGUCUCUCAAACAGAUUAGAGAAUCUCAGCUUCUUUGACACGGAGCUGGCGGGAGGACGAGGCAUCUCAAGUCGGCAUGAGCAAAAUUCGAUUAGACGAGUGCGUAUCUGGAGCAGUAUAGUAAACAAGUAUCAGUCGUGUGACUUUACUUUCCCGUCGGACAAGCUCAUCGCGCUCAGCGGUGCCGUCAGGACGAUCGAGCUUCAGACGGGCGAUAAAUACCAUGCUGGGUUGUGGAAAUCACGAAUUCUCUUCUAUCUUGGAUGGAAUAGCCGCGACAGAGGGCGCUGCCGCUUACCUGAAGUCCAAACACCCUCUUGGUCGUGGAUGUCCAUGCGUGGACCUAUUGCCUGGGAGACGGAAAUGGAGAUGAUGCUGAACAUAGAUCUAGAGAGCGCCAAAGUACCACUCCAAGAGACCAUGCCGUUGGCUCAUGUAGUAGAUAUCACGACGGAGAGACGGACCAACGAGGCUCAGGAUCAGCUCCGUAUCCACGGAAGUAUUCUCUUAAAGGGGUCACUUGUCAAGGCGAGACUUUUAUGCAGCACCUCCAAAGCAGAAAACGGCGGAGGAAUAUUGGUGGUCACAAAGUAUGGAAGAUAUAUGCUCAGCGAGACACAGGAGCCCAUAUACCUGCUGGAGAUGGACAUGAACCCAUGCUUGGCGGAGGCGUUCCCAGACAUCGACGCCAGUGAAAUGCCGCAAGGGUUGCACUCGGCUAACGUCUCAUUCUGCGGCUUCGAAGAAGGCCAUGAGUACAACCUAUUUGGGCACAAAUUGAACUCGAAGGGGGGAGAAACUAUUUCGUUUAGGGUGGUACCAAUGACAACGGGGGAUAUCUUUGCAUUGCCACUCUAUGCUGGUCUUACAAAUGAAGGCUCCAUCGUGUCUGUAGUAGGGCUUAUCGUCACUCAAAGUGCACGACAAGGUGAAAAUCGGUGCAUGAUGGAAAGAGUCGGCAUGUUUCGGUUGGCUGCACGAGUUGGGAUAACCAAAGAAGACCUGUCCAUCAGUCUAGGAGCUGAUAAGCGAACCUAUCGGCUAGGACGGACUCCAGAGCCUGCCGACAUCACAUUAUUCUAA
Molecule: messenger RNA, 1869 nt
Organism: Clonostachys rhizophaga
Lineage: Eukaryota; Fungi; Ascomycota; Sordariomycetes; Hypocreales; Bionectriaceae
Source: the annotation of a GenBank genome assembly